AUCCCCGUCGCCGUGAGAAGCACUUGAACGUUUCCCAGGGAGGAGACGCAACGUUUACGGGCUACCGCCGGUGGCCUCGCGCGAUCGAUCAGUGGCGCCGCGGCGCCGCCGCGCUGCCUGGUCAAUCCUCCGGAUCUGCGACGAGCGGGCAUCGAUCUGAGCAGCAGCGCCGGGGAUCUUGGAGCCGCGGGAUUUCCAGAUGCGAGCGAGCGAGCGAGCUAGAGGAGCUUGCGCUCUAGGCGCCGCGCGGCCAGCGAGGGCAUUUUCAUUCUUGCCUUGUCGGUGAAGCGAACCUCUUGCCGACUGAGGAGGGAAGGAAGAACAACGCGAAAAAAGAGGAUGCCUAAGGAUGUCAGCAAUCGAUCGUCACGAAAAUCUCGCGCGCCACACUACCAUCCUUACCAGAGCUCCUCCAAAGAGUGUGGCGACGAGGCUCUAGUCUCGAAAGAAUGGGAGGACGCGACAUGCCCGAUUUGCAUGGAGAUCCCACACAACGCAGUGCUACUCCUUUGCAGCUCCCACGACAAUGGAUGCCGGCCUUACAUGUGUGACACGAGCUAUCGCCACUCGAAUUGCCUGGACCAGUACAAGAAGCUCUCGGGGAGAGGCGGCGGGCAGUGUAGCAGCCGAGGCGAGGAGGUGAUCCACGAGCCACUCUCGUCGGCCGCUGCUGGAGGACCGUCCAGCGCUAGAACUCGCGAGCGAUCGGCCGUGAGGAUGAGACCUCUCCGGGAGCUCUUGCUCAUAGGUGACAGCAACAGUAGCAGCAGCUCUAGACGAGGUGGUGGAAACAGUGGUGGUGGAAACGGUGGUCGCGAUGGGUCUGGGACUCCGGGGCGAGCUCUCAGAGGAGUUCCGGGUGUAGGGGUUGUAGAGGAGGAGGCCGAGGCGGAGGUGGCCGACUUCCAGGAGCAGCCCGAGGCGAGGGAAGCGUCCGAGGAGCAGCCGGAAGUAAGGGGCAGCUGCAGUGGAAUGGGGGAGUCACUCGACUUGAUGUGUCCUCUGUGUAGAGGCAAAGUUGUGGGGUGGAAGGUGGUGGAGCCGGCUCGGCGGCAUCUAAACUGCAAGUCGAGGAACUGCGCACAGGAGUCGUGUGGAUUCACCGGGAGCUACGACGAGCUGCGGAAGCACGCUCGGUGUGUGCACCCGUUUGCUCGGCCCUCGGACGUGGAUCCGGCCCGGCAGAGGGACUGGAGGCACCUGGAACGCGAGCGGGACAUAGGGGACGUGUUGAGCACCAUCCAGUCGGCCAUGCCCGGAGCUCGGAUCCUGGGUGACUACGUGAUCGACGAGGACAACGAUGACCAGGAAGAUGAGGGUGAUGACAAUGAUUUUCCUGGCGACGAUGGUAAUUGGUGGACAGUCUUUUUGCUUUUUCAAGUGUUUGGUCCUGUAGCAGCGACUGGAGCGACUGCAGGUGGUAGUAGCAUCCCAAGCAGGCUUAGAGGACUUUCGUCCAGGGUGGUGGCGGCGGCCGCGGCGUCGUCGGCUGCCCCGAGGGAAGCUUUGUGGGGGGAGGAUAUCCAAAUGAACCGUGUUGUUGGCGGUGACGAGGGAAGAACAGGGACUGUGACUAGUUCUUCGUCUGGAAGCGGUGGUGGAGCUAGCUCGAACUCCACUGCUGCUGCUGCUGCUGGUGAGAAUGGAGGAGAGAUUGUUGGGCCUUUGACAACUCGGAGACGACGAACCAGGCACCACCAUCAGCACCAGCAGCACCAUCACCAGCGGCAGCAGCACCAGCAGUGAAAAGUUCUUCGUCCGGAGGAGAGAUUUGCUCGUGAAGUGAUCGACAUUUGCUCGACGUCGAAGCGAGAUCGAAUUCUCGAGGUUGAGAAGUGGUUUUCGCUGGAGAGAUCGCUACUUUGCUCCAAAUGCCGAGGAGGAAAAGAUCGAGCUCGAAAGACUCUUAGAACAAUGGAGACUCGCAGGCUCUAAAUUAUCAAAAAAAAAUUUCCUCGUGGUUAAA
Messenger RNA from Selaginella moellendorffii, 1966 nucleotides. RefSeq lists its product as uncharacterized. The transcript has 2 exons. Lineage: Eukaryota; Viridiplantae; Streptophyta; Lycopodiopsida; Selaginellales; Selaginellaceae. The coding region runs from base 340 to 1746 and encodes 468 amino acids. The record is from RefSeq and is a predicted model, not a curated record.